Messenger RNA from Trichoderma atroviride IMI 206040, 2509 nucleotides. RefSeq lists its product as uncharacterized. The record is from RefSeq and is a predicted model, not a curated record. Gene Ontology annotation, molecular function: phosphatidylinositol-3-phosphate binding; ubiquitin binding; metal ion binding. NCBI's taxonomy places the organism in Eukaryota, Fungi, Ascomycota, Sordariomycetes, Hypocreales, Hypocreaceae. Gene Ontology annotation, biological process: protein transport to vacuole involved in ubiquitin-dependent protein catabolic process via the multivesicular body sorting pathway; protein targeting to vacuole. Gene Ontology annotation, cellular component: ESCRT-0 complex.
CCCCAACAUGAUGAGCUGGUGGUCGUCUUCGGCCAACACGGCGCUCGACGAGCAGAUCGAGAAGGCCACGAGCAGCAGCCUAGAAGAUAUUGCGCUCAACCUCGAGAUCUCCGAUGUCAUCAGAUCCAAGACGGUGGCGCCCAAGGCGGCCAUGCAAUCACUCAAGAAGCGCAUCGGCAACAGAAAUCCAAACACCCAGCUCAGCGCCCUCAACCUUACAGACACAUGCGUCAAGAAUGGCGGAUCUCAUUUCCUAACCGAGAUCGCCUCCCGCGAGUUCAUGGACAACUUGACCUCUCUCCUCCAAGCCGUUGGCCCGGUCGCCAUUAAUGCCGAAGUGAAAUCCAAGAUUCUCGAGCUCAUCCAGUCGUGGUCCGGCGCUACAGAAGGGCGGUACGAGCUGUCUUACAUUGGCGAAGUAUAUAAGCGGCUGCAGCGAGAGGGCUAUCAGUUCCCUCCGCGGGUCACGGUAGCGAGCAGCAUGAUUGAUAGUAGCGCACCGCCUGAAUGGGUUGAUUCGGAUGUCUGUAUGCGAUGUCGAACGGCGUUUACGUUUACCAAUCGAAAACACCAUUGCCGGAAUUGCGGCAACUGUUUCGAUCAACAAUGCUCAAGCAAAACGCUUCCACUUCCUCACUUGGGAAUACUUACUCCUGUGCGAGUCGAUGAUGGGUGCUAUGCCAAGCUCACCAACAAGGGAUUCAAAGAGCCAAACCCUUCUCUCGACCGCACGCCGACGUAUCCUCACAAGACUCGCAGCACAUCUGCUAUGCAACCACGGAACGCGCGCGUCGAUGACGGAUUUGACGAAGAUCUUAAAAAAGCAUUAGCGAUGAGCUUAGAGGAAGUGGGCAAUACUUCUCGUGGCAGGGCGGCUCCUGUAACCUCAAAUGGGCCAAGGACAAGUGGAGGAGAUGGUGCCUCGGCGAAGCAAGCUGAAGAGGAAGAUGAGGAUUUGAAAGCCGCUAUUGCUGCUUCACUGGCAGACAUGGAAGAGCAAAAGAAGAGACACGCCGCUGUUUUGAAAGAGCAAACAUCAGGACCUGCCGCCUCAUCCUCUGCCACUUUCACGCUGCCCAAGAACGACUACGAGCUGACGGCAGUGGAAGCCGAGAAUAUCAACCUCUUUGCCACAUUAGUCGACCGUCUCCAGACCCAACCUCCCGGUACUAUUUUGCGAGAACCGCAGAUUCAGGAACUCUAUGAUAGCAUCGGCUCACUGCGCCCCAAGUUGGCGCGAACAUAUGGAGAAACAAUGAGCAAGCAUGACACUCUCCUUGAUCUCCAUGCCAAGCUGUCUACUGUUGUUCGAUAUUACGAUCGGAUGCUUGAAGACCGGCUCUCAAAGGCAUACAGCCAGCAAAAUCUAGGCGGAUAUAAUCUCCCACCACCUCGCCAAUCCUCCGGACCUUACCCUUCAAUACAUUCACAUGCGCCAAGCAACUCGGUUGGAGCCGAAAACUUUUAUACGAACCAGCAACAGCCAGGAUAUGCGCCAUCAGCGCCACUAGGGCAGCAGCUGUACCAACUACCGCCUCAACAAGCGAUGCCACAGUCCCCCUACCCGCCUUAUGCCGGAAUGCCAGCACCUGACGCUGCAUCCGGACCUUAUGCCCCUCAGCAGCGAACUGAUAGCUGGAAUACUCGGGCGCCAUCAGCCCCUGAGCAGUUUCAACAGCAGCAGCCCCAGGAUAAUGCCGAAGAGAGAAGGCAGCCUCCUCAGCAGGCCCCCUCAUCGCCAUCAACAGAUCCGAACGCUUCAUACUACUUCAACACCGCACAGCCCUUACAGAACGCUCCUUCCGCGGAUGCAAGUCAAUCACCAUAUCCCAACCUGAACCAGUCGCCUAUGCCUUACCACGGGGGCUCCGUAUCAGCACAAGCACAAGCCACUCCCGUUCAGGCUGCGGCUCAACCCUCACAACCUCCCAACGCAACACCCCAUAUGCCCAUUCACUCACAGAUGCCGCCUGCCUCAACACCCCAGCAGCCGUAUCAUCAGGAUAUGCCACCUCAGCCGUCACCCUAUCAAAUGGGUAUUGCGCAGCAACAGCAACCACCAGCCCCUCCACCCGAUUGGGCUGGUUACGCCAACUACGCAAUGCCCCCUGCACCACAGCAUGAGCCUGUGCAGCAACAGCAGCCGGUGAAGGAGGAAGCGCUCAUUGAGUUUUAAUGUCUGGUUCUAUAAUUUGGUGCAAAGAAAGAAAUACGGCGGCAAUUGUCGUGAGAUGUGGGUUACACUGUGACAUCAAGGGACUUAUACGACGCGGCGUUUUUUACGAUUGCUGGACAGCGUGUGUGCGGCAACAUGGGUACUCCGUAGCCUGUCAGAAUGACUACUUUGUUUGCGCAUCUAGCCCAUGGAAACUAAAUCUUGAAUUAUAUGUCUAGUUGCAGCGUAGCUGUAUAAGUGCUUGGAGUUUGUUUACCUGAAAUUGUGAGAACCUCGGAGCUCCGAAGUUGUAAAGCCGCAUACAUGCAGUCAGAUCACUAAUAAACCAUUUUA